AUGGCUUCAAUCUUGCGCGACACCGUCUUUGAGCUCAUCAGACGCGAGGCUGCAGACGCCGACCCUGAUGAGCCCGAGGCUGGCCAGAAAGAGAUCUUUGCAUCAUGGUCGCUCUUCAUUCUCAUCAUGCUGCUCAUUGUCGCUCUCUUCACAAGUUACAUGCUCCAGACGAGGAAGAUCCAGGCCGUACACGAGACCGUCUUGUCCAUCUUUGCAGGAAUGGUCAUUGGCCUUAUUCUUCGUCUCACCGCUGCCCAAUCCGUACUCGGCGCCGUCAGUUUCGACUACCAAUUCUUCUUCAACCUCCUCCUCCCACCCAUCAUCCUAGCUUCGGGCUAUGAACUACACCAAGGGAACUUCUUCCGCAAUAUUGGAACCAUUCUUACUUUUGCUUUCGCCGGCACUUUCAUCUCUGCCAUGGUCCUGGGCCUAGUCCUCUACGUCUGGACCCGCAUUCCUCUCGAGGGUCUGGACAUCACCUUUGUCGAGGCCAUCUCUGUCGGCGCAACUCUCUCCGCUACCGAUCCUGUCACCAUCCUCGCCAUUUUCAACACUUACAAAGUCGACCCACAACUUUACACCGUCAUCUUCGGAGAGUCAAUUCUCAACGACGCCAUCGCCAUUGUUCUCUUCGAGACUGCUCAAAAAUACAGGGAGGGUGCUGCCAAAGGUCAUUUGACCAUCUUGAGUCUCUUCGAGAGUAUCGGUGUCUUCUUGCUUGUCUUCUUUGGCAGUUUGAUGAUUGGCCUGGUCGUCGGCAUCGGUACGAGUUUGUUGCUCAAGUAUACUCUUGUCAGGCGCUUCCCAAAGAUUGAGAGCUGUCUCGUCGUUCUCAUUGCAUAUGCGUGCUACUUCUUCUCUAACGCCAUCCACAUGUCUGGAAUCGUAUCUCUCCUGUUCUGCGGAAUCUGCAUGAAGCACUACGCUUACCACAAUAUGUCUCGUCGCACGCAGCUAACAACAAAGUUCAUUUUCCAGGUCAUGGCCCAACUCUCUGAGAACUUCAUCUUCAUCUACUUGGGUCUUUCGCUCUUCACAGAAGCUGGACUGGAAUACAAGCCUCUGUUCAUUCUUGUCACUGUGGUUGGAAUUUGUGUUGCUCGAUACUGCGCAGUCUUCCCACUAUCGAAAGCUAUCAACUAUUUCAUCCGGUACAGAGCCCGUAAGCUUGGCCGCGAGGAAGCCGACGUUUUGCCAAAGAACCAUCAGAUGAUGCUUUACUGGGCUGGUCUUCGCGGUGCUGUAGGUGUUGCUCUGGCUGCUGGCCUCCAAGGUCCCAACGGAUUCGCAUUGCGUGCUACUGUGCUGGUCGUUGUGGUCUUGACUGUCAUCAUCUUUGGCGGCACUACGGCGCGUAUGCUGGAGAUUCUAGAGAUCCGUACUGGAGUCGUGGAAGAAAUCGACAGUGACGAUGAAUUCGAUAUUGAGGUAGUGCCAGGAUCCAAUGGCACAUUUUCUAAGAAGGGUGGAUCUGGUUUCGGACACAACCCUCGCUCAAGCGUUGGCGGUAUUUCUCUGGCCAGUGUUGCAAAUGGGCGACCACGUGCAGAGAGCAGGUCGAAUAGAGCAGCUCUUUACAGCACUAGCAAUGCCAGUAGCCCUCCUAUUCGUCCUGGUGAUGGACUUGGCAGAAGAGCAAGCAGCAGAAGUGCACGAGAGCAGGCUGCGGCCGAACAAGGUCUGCUUUAUCCAGACCAAAAUGGAGAUGCGUCUGACGAUGAUGAAUCAGGGCUCGACUUGCCACCAUCAGCUAGACGAUCACCACUCAAGGAUACAUUCCCGACGGUAUCUGGCGAAAAUACGCCAUACGCCGAUGACAGAGCUAUGGAGGCAGGUCAGGCGGAUUCAGGCCAACUCACUGCUCGCGGAGCGUUCAGUCAAUUGAUGAAUGCAACGACUGAAGAUGCGGGUACUCUGUUCUCGAGGAUCGACGAGGGCUUCAUCAAGCCACAUUUGUUGUUAGAUCCUGGCGGUACAAGAUCUCCUCGUCCACACGGAGGUGCAUAG
This is a messenger RNA of Aureobasidium melanogenum CBS 110374, 2007 nucleotides long. RefSeq names its product sodium/hydrogen exchanger. The coding region runs from base 1 to 2007 and encodes 668 amino acids. Gene Ontology annotation, molecular function: sodium:proton antiporter activity. The record is from RefSeq and is a predicted model, not a curated record. Gene Ontology annotation, cellular component: fungal-type vacuole membrane; late endosome; early endosome. The transcript is spliced from 5 exons. Lineage: Eukaryota; Fungi; Ascomycota; Dothideomycetes; Dothideales; Saccotheciaceae. Gene Ontology annotation, biological process: vacuolar acidification; proton transmembrane transport; sodium ion transport.